Messenger RNA from Nomia melanderi (Alkali bee), 613 nucleotides. The record is from RefSeq and is a predicted model, not a curated record. NCBI's taxonomy places the organism in Eukaryota, Metazoa, Arthropoda, Insecta, Hymenoptera, Halictidae.
GCUAAGGUCACGUGGUUCACCCAUCGUGUGUUCAUGCUGAUCAUUUCAACCCGUGCGGUUGAACCAUUCAGUUGUAUUUGGAAUUUUGUAUAAAUUACUUAAUUCGGAAAUAAGAAUUUUAGAUAAUUCUCGGAUGGUCUGGUAUCACUACUUGAAUAUACAGUUACUAUCGUACUUUUUUCACGUGGAACAUGUAUACUGUAUCAAAAGGACCUAGUAAAAUUGUCGCCAAGACACGAAGAGGAAUCAGUCAGAAUCUCGAGAGACUAGAAACAUUACGUGAUUUAACGAGGAAAGCAGAUCCUGAUGAUAACCACGAGGCCACCCGACAUGUGCCAAAACCAGUUUUUCACGUGAAUGGAAAAUCUAAACUCAGUACACAUAGGCAUCAAAUGCAAGAAGUUAUCACACCACAGCAUGAAGAGCUUAUUAAAUUUGUUUAUGAAUCAUGGAAUCAAGUAAAUACAAGGCAAGGGAGUGAGUCUUCUGAUGUUUCUGACUGUUCAGAGCCUUCCAGUCCUAAUUCUAUAGUAUAUUACAAUGAUGGUGAACCAAAUGAUAGCCUUCAAGGUAAGUUUAAUUAUUUAUUUUAAGUACAUAAUACUGUAAAAUC